Aspergillus campestris IBT 28561 is the source of this 808-nucleotide messenger RNA. RefSeq lists its product as uncharacterized. Lineage: Eukaryota; Fungi; Ascomycota; Eurotiomycetes; Eurotiales; Aspergillaceae. The coding region runs from base 371 to 808 and encodes 145 amino acids. The record is from RefSeq and is a predicted model, not a curated record. The transcript has 2 exons.
GCAAUUGUCUGGUCAAUUUUGAUACGCUGAUUGCAGUUCUACACUCACACUCGAUCGGUUGAUAUCGGUUUCAUGAGGUAAUCAACGCUUUGACAGAUACUGGAUUACACAGCCACUCAAUCGGGGCCUACCCGUCAGCACCAUUGGACCUGAAUAGGCACCCAUGCUACUCGCUACGCUUCUCUCUACCUCCCUCUCGUCGCAUUCUCGUCGCAUGCUAUAGCGGACAUAUACAAAACGGCGAUCGUUAUCGGCCUAUCAGCGGGGGGUGUCGACUGCCAAACACCUGGGACAGAAACAGCUUGUUCUCCAUUGGGGGCUGAGACCUCGAACACGACCCAUCCAGUCCAGAUAUCGACUUAACUCCAAGAUGGGGUCAGCAGCAAGCUUUGCGAAGACAAUCCUCAUCCCCGCCUCCAUCUCCCUAACACUCUACCUCCUCCUCUCAUUCCUCAUCAUCCCCUUCUUCCGCCACUACCACCAGCGCUACUCGCAGUACCUCCCGCUUGACACGAUAUCCGCACACACCUCCACCCUACGCGAUCGGAUAGCCGACGCCAUGAUGCGCUUCUUUCUCCCCAGCUCGUGGCGCCAGCACCAGUUGACCGACCACAACGACAAUAUCAGCAUAUUGGACGAGGAGGGCGAGCUCAUGGUGGGCAUGGAUAUGGGGCCUGGGCGGCGCGAGGCGCUGGAGAGGGGGAGGCAUUCGCCGGGUGGGACGGAUAGUCGGUUGAGUAGGGAUUUGGAGGAGGGGUUUAUGGAUGAUAGUGAUGAUGAAGGGGAUCCGAGAGGGGGUCGUCGGUGA